This is a messenger RNA of Amblyraja radiata (thorny skate), 654 nucleotides long. RefSeq names its product solute carrier family 22 member 4-like. NCBI's taxonomy places the organism in Eukaryota, Metazoa, Chordata, Chondrichthyes, Rajiformes, Rajidae. The transcript is spliced from 3 exons. The coding region runs from base 54 to 314 and encodes 86 amino acids. The record is from RefSeq and is a predicted model, not a curated record.
UUCUCCGACUGUAUCCAACCCCAUUGAGAAACACAGGUGUUGGAGUGUCUUCAAUGGGUUCCAGAACUGGCAGCAUUAUUUCUCCUUACAUUGUUUUACUUGGUAGUUAUCAAGAGAUCCUGCCGUUUAUUGUGAUGGGGGUGUUGAUGGUGUUCUCAGGAAUUGUGGUCUUGUUUCUGCCAGAAACGUUCAAUAUUCCUCUUCCAGAUACAAUUGACCAAAUGCAAAAAGUUAAAUGGUGCAAGGGUUCUCACUCUGAUUCAACUCAAACCAGAGAAAACAAUGUGGUGAUUUUAAAAGAGGAAAUGCUUUGAGCACAGAUCUUCACCAGCAGCCAAGUGACUGAGGAAUUCAUUGCCGUUUGGGUCAGGCUCCAACUCUUCAGGAGUGGCAACUCCAAAAGUGGCAACUUCUUCUGUUGAUCCAGAAAGAAACUGAUGCCUGGAGAUCACAGUGAAAUGAUCAGAUCUCCUGCAUGGAAUAGGAUUUGAAGUUUCUACCAAAGUUUCACAAAACCAAAUUACUGGACCUUUUCUCUAACAUAUUGUUUUAAAAAAAGACAUGUACUUUUUAUGUCUUUCUUUCAUCCGAUUGCAUUAUAUUCCUUGGAUAUUUUCCUCUUUGUAGAGCAAUUUAUUAAAUGCUAUGAACCAA